AUGGGUGGUGGUGCAUGGCCGUUCUUAGUUGGUGGAGCGAUUUGUCUGGUUAAUUCUGUUAACGAACGAGACCUCAGCCUGCUAAAUAGCUAUGUGGAGGUAACCCUCCACGGCCAGCUUCUUAGAAGGACUAUGGACGCUUAG
Molecule: messenger RNA, 144 nt
Organism: Lathyrus sativus (Indian pea)
Lineage: Eukaryota; Viridiplantae; Streptophyta; Magnoliopsida; Fabales; Fabaceae
Source: the annotation of a GenBank genome assembly